Entrophospora candida is the source of this 1287-nucleotide messenger RNA. The record is from the annotation of a GenBank genome assembly. Lineage: Eukaryota; Fungi; Glomeromycota; Glomeromycetes; Entrophosporales; Entrophosporaceae.
AUGUCUGAAGGAAAAUUAGAGAAACCUGAACAAGACUUUACGCAACUUGUUGAUAAACAGUUACCAGAAACUGAGACAUUGGCCACGCAAGGGCUUCUUUCAGAAGCUUUAGAACAGUUAAUGGGACUUGAAAAGCAAACACGUCAGGCAGCUGAUUUAGCUUCUUCUACUCGUGUAUUAGUUCACAUUGUUAAAUUAUGUUAUCAGGCAAGGGACUGGAAAUUAUUAAAUGAAUAUGUAAUAUUACUUUCAAAGAAGCAUGGACAAUUGAAACAGGCAAUCACAAAAAUGGUUCAAGAAGUUAUGACUUAUCUUGAUGAUACACCAGAUAAACCAACAAAACUAGAGUUAAUCGAUACUUUGCGUACAGUUACUGAAGGAAAAGUAUUUGAACGUGCAAGAUUGACACGUUUAUUAUCCAAGAUCAGAGAGGAAGACGGCAAAAUUAAUGAGGCUGCUGAUAUUCUACAAGAAUUACAGGUAGAGACAUUUGGAUCAAUGGAGAAAAGGGAAAAAACAGAUUUUAUUUUAGAACAAAUGCGAUUAACUUUGGCAAAGAAAGAUUAUACAAGAAUGCAAAUUAUUAGCAAGAAAAUCAACACCAAGUUUUUUGCAGAUGAUUUGAAACUUCGAUAUUAUGAAUUAAUGAUUCAACAUGCAUUGCAUGAAGACCAACAUUUGAAUGUUUGUAAAUAUUAUAGACAUGUAUAUGAUACACCGUCAAUCAAGGAAGAUGAAUCUAAAUGGAAAGGAGUUUUAGAAAAUGUAAUUUAUUUUAUUAUUCUUUCGCCAUAUGAUAAUGAGCAAAGCGAUUUAUUGAAUCGUAUAUACAAAGAUCCUAAUCUUCAUUUUAUAACACCUGAACUGAUUCCAUGGUCUAUGAUUCAAGAAACAUAUGGUACAGCAUUGAGACAAACAUCGGUCUUUUUGCAAAAUGAUGAAUAUGGAGAAAAACAUUGGCAAGACUUACAUAAACGAGUGAUUGAACAUAAUAUACGUGUUGUAGCAAAAUAUUAUAAAAGAAUCAGAACAAAGAGAUUGUCUCAAUUAUUGGAUCUUAAUGAUCAAGAUACUGAAGACUUUUUAUCAAAACUUGUGGUUUCCAAAACCAUUUAUGCAAAGAUUGAUCGACCAGCCGGAAUUGUUUCUUUUGCGGAACCUAAAGAUGCAAACCAAGUUUUAAAUGAUUGGUCAAAUAAUAUCAAUUCUUUAUUGGGUCUAAUUGAAAAAACAUGUCAUUUAAUUACAAAAGAAGAAAUGUUACAUAGUAUAGCUAGAGUGAAAUAA